Messenger RNA from Xiphophorus hellerii (green swordtail), 2955 nucleotides. RefSeq names its product chromobox homolog 2 (Drosophila Pc class) (gene cbx2). Gene Ontology annotation, biological process: negative regulation of transcription by RNA polymerase II. The coding region runs from base 1229 to 2812 and encodes 527 amino acids. NCBI's taxonomy places the organism in Eukaryota, Metazoa, Chordata, Actinopteri, Cyprinodontiformes, Poeciliidae. Gene Ontology annotation, cellular component: PRC1 complex; heterochromatin. The transcript has 5 exons. The record is from RefSeq and is a predicted model, not a curated record.
GCUUUAGUUCAGGUAUUAUUUGAGCUUUUGAGACGCCAGUCAGCUGCACCCAGUUGUAAAAACAAAGCCUCGUUACCAUGGUUACACAUCGUAACUCAAAAAGGAUGUCUAAACAUAGAAGAACUCAACCAAAAAAGGUUAAAAGUUUAAAAAAGAACCAAUCAGAAGUAAAGUAACAGAAUUUCUCUGCCAUGCUCCAGCUGUGAGUGGCACAAUAAACUCACAUACGGGUUAAAUUAGGAUGCGUCACAGUUGGUGUUGGCACACAUGACCUCCCCCAAUGUCCUACGGAUAAAUGAUUUCCCAGAUGUCUCAAACAAUCAGCUAAAAGAUUAAUCUGAUCCAUUCUGCAGAGUUUCUGUUUAUUUUCCAUUGAAAUGUUUUCUUCACUAUGAACUGUUUGAAACUUUUGAGCUUUUUGGAGCGUCUUGAACUUCCUGAAACAAUCUUCUGCGCAGCUCAACUUCUCACGUUGAAGUUAUUUUAGUUCCUAAACUCUCAGCAGCAAGUUCCUCACAGUCUGAAAUUUCUGAAAUUCCUGAAAUUCCUUAGGAGUAAACCAUCGUCAAGACAAGACAACAACUGCAGCUGAACUGAAGAUCUACUCAUUAACUUUUUACAGUUCUUUGUAAUUAAUAGACAAGCACCUGAUCACACACAGCUGAGGCUGCAAGGUUUGCAAAAUAUCAUCUGUGUCAGAAUAUUUCUGACUGCAUUCUGUCUCUUGUGGACAUUUUUUUUCUUACAUUUAUUUAUUUAUGUAUUUAUUUAUGUAUUUAUUCAUUUAUUUCCUUCAGUUCCCAACAUUCAUUCUAUCUGCAGUUGUUCUUUCAGAUUUAUAUACUUCAUAGUUCAACAAUGUUUCUAAACACACCUCAUGUUUAUCCAUGUUUUGCCAGUUAAGUACAAUAGUUUAGAGGGAAACUAAACUAGUUUCAGCUUCUUUUCUUCUGUUUGACUUUUUUUUAUUAAUGUUGUCUUUUGUAUAAAUUACUUUCAUCCUCAUCUUCAUUCCACUUUUUUUCGUGCCAGAUUUUGUUACUUAUAAUAAUAGAUCUACCCGCAUCUUUUCAAUUCUUCUGCUUUAUUUACUGAUAAACAUAGCAUCUAUGCUCUGUAUGCGACCAGCGCUUUUACUUUGAAAGCCUUCCUGCAAACAUCCGGUGCUGUCCCAUCGCUGCUCUGAUUGGCUGCUGAGGAAGCCUCCGUUUUCGGGGUGAAGGCAAUCAUGGAGGAGCUGAGCGCCGUGGGAGAGCAGGUUUUUGAUGCCGAGUGCAUUUUGAACAAACGACUCAGAAAGGGAAAGUUGGAGUUUCUGGUGAAGUGGAGGGGAUGGUCAUCCAAACACAACAGCUGGGAGCCGCAGGAAAACAUUCUGGACCCGAGACUGUUGGCGGCAUUCAAUAAGAAAGAACAAGAAAAAGAGCUUCUGAUGCUUAAAAGACGCAAACGACCCAGAGGACGACCCAGAAAGAUCAUAGAGAAUAUACCGGAACCCCAAAAAUCAAGCACCUCUUCAUCUGCUUCAUCCUCCUCGUCCUCCGACUCCUCAUCCUCCUGCUCCUCUUCGUCUUCAUCCUCAGAAGAUGAAGAUGAGGGUGAUGACGGCCACGCCAAACAGGCGAGCCCGACCGUCAGGCCACGGGAGCUACAUCCCGUCCCUCAGAAGAAGGCGCAGAUCGUCAUGGCGAAGCAGGAGCCCCUGAGGAAGCGAAACAGGAAGCCCCUCCCUCCGGAGGCGAAGGAGUUCCAGCAGAACAAGGGUCCGCGCAAAGUCCUGAAGACCGCCAAAGAGACGGAUCUUCCAGGGGCGAUCAAGAAGCCGGUUCAUCCGGCGAGCUUCACCUUCAUGGGUUUCCACCGCAGCUCAGCCAAAGAUGCGGCGCCUGGUCCGUACAGGAGCCCGCUGACCCAGGGUGGGGCGGUUAAACCCGCCACCAGCUCACCUGGAUCUGGGAGAUCUUCAGUCCAAACCGCAUCUCUGGCCUUGAACAAAUCCAACCAGAGCAGAAAUGCAACCGAGGGGAAGCUGUCCAUCUCCGGCGGGAACAGUGGAGGAAGUCUGGAUUUGAAAACAGCUGCUUGUAAAUCCAAAGGAGUAGCUGCUCUGAAUGUGAAUACCACCAAACAUCCAGUUCAAGGAACCACUCAGCACACUCUGAGCUCACCCAGUGGACCAAAGAAGCCCCACUCCACCGGGUCCGCAAUGCAGCGGGUAGCCGGUACUAAAGCAGGGGCUUCCCAGUCUAAGAGCGCCUCCUCCAAUCAAGGCCAUCAGCCCCUCAACCUUCAGAACAAGCAGUCUCAAAGCGGUGACGCUCCUGGAAGCGGCACCACCGCAGCGUCGGGUCUGAGAAAUCCAGUCGUCCCUGCGAGAAAACCCACAGUCCCCCAAAAUCUGGAGACAAACGCCAAUAAAAGUCCGGUUUCCUCUGGAAGACCGCCUGCCAGGAAACCGCAGGCCGGUGGAGACAAGCUCAGAGAAAUGAAGGAAUUCCAGAAGGUCCAAGGCCGGUUGGACAAGUCCUGCUCCGAGAUCCAGAACCCGCCGGCAAGAACGGCCACUAAAGGCAGCAAGAAAGCCAAAAUGACCGACAUGAGCACCGGCGAAGAGGAGAGCAGCUCGGACUCGGACCACGACUCUUCGUACGCUGGACAGGGUCACCCAGUGGCGGGCCAGAACCAGGACUGGAAGCCCACACGCAGCCUGAUCGAACACGUGUUUGUGACCGAUGUCACGGCGAACCUGGUCACCGUCACGGUGAAAGAGUCGCCAACCAGCGUGGGCUUCUUCAGCAUCCGCAACUACUGACAGUCGACCUGGGCGGGUCUGCAGGGUUCACUAGUUCACUUAUAGCAGUCGAGACAUAUUUUAGAUAAAAACAAUAAUAAUAGAGUCAGUCAUUGAUUGUAAUUAUUUAUUUUGUCAUAUGUAUUAAAAAAGUGCAUUUUGGA